Messenger RNA from Morchella importuna, 1809 nucleotides. RefSeq lists its product as uncharacterized. NCBI's taxonomy places the organism in Eukaryota, Fungi, Ascomycota, Pezizomycetes, Pezizales, Morchellaceae. Gene Ontology annotation, cellular component: mitochondrion. Gene Ontology annotation, molecular function: dihydroxy-acid dehydratase activity. The transcript is spliced from 3 exons. Gene Ontology annotation, biological process: branched-chain amino acid biosynthetic process. Bases 1 to 1809 code for a protein of 602 amino acids. The record is from RefSeq and is a predicted model, not a curated record.
AUGCUCUUCCGCCUCCGUCUGAGACCCUCGAGUCUCCCCUCGGCCCUCACAAAGCGCAAUGGCCCGCUCAAGUCUGCUCUGCGCCCCCUCUCCGCCACCGCCAUCUCCCGCAGCUCUGACUCCCCCCUCAACCGCACCUCCGCGACCAUUACGCAGCCAAAGUCGCAGGGCGCCUCGCAGGCCAUGCUCUACGCCACCGGCCUGACAGAGACCGACAUGUCCAAAGCGCAAGUCGGGAUCUCGUCCGUCUGGUACUCUGGAAACCCCUGCAACAUGCACCUGCUAGACCUCAACAACCGCGUUCGUGACGGCGUACGCGCCGCCGGGCUCGUGGGCUACCAAUUCAAUACCGUCGGUGUCAGCGACGGCAUCAGCAUGGGCACCAGCGGCAUGCGCUACUCGCUGCAGUCGCGCGACCUCAUCGCCGACUCCAUCGAGACUGUCAUGGGCGGGCAGUGGUAUGAUGCCAACAUCUCCAUCCCCGGCUGCGACAAGAACAUGCCUGGCGUGAUCAUGGCCAUGGGCCGUGUUAACCGCCCGUCGCUCAUGGUCUACGGCGGCACCAUCCAGCCUGGAAAGUCAAAGUGCAUGGGCAACGCCGAGAUCGACAUCGUCAACGCCUUCCAGUCGUACGGCCAGUUCAUCACCGGCGAGAUUAACGAGGAGACGCGCUUCGACAUUAUCCGCCAUGCAUGCCCUGGGUCCGGCGCCUGUGGAGGCAUGUACACCGCCAACACCAUGGCCACGGCCAUCGAGUCCAUGGGAAUGACCCUCCCCGGAUCCUCCUCUAACCCCGCUGAGUCGCCCGCAAAGGCGCAGGAGUGCCUCGAAGCCGGUCUGGCAAUCAAGAACCUGCUCGAGAAGGACAUCAAGCCGCGCGACAUCCUCACCCGCGCCGCCUUCGAGAACGCCAUGGUGGUCGUCAACAUCACCGGCGGGUCCACCAACGCCGUCCUGCACCUCAUCGCCAUCGCCCACUCCGUUGACGUCAAGCUCACCAUCGACGACUUCCAGUCCGUGUCUGACCGCAUCCCCCUCCUCGCCGACCUCAAGCCCUCAGGCAAGUACGUCAUGGCCGACAUCCACACCAUCGGCGGCACCCCCGCCCUGCUCAAAUACCUGCUCGAGCAGGGCCUCAUCGACGGCUCCAUCAUGACCGUCACCGGCCAGACCAUGGCCGAGAACCUCGCAAAGGCCCCCGGCUUCCCCGCCGACCAAAAGAUCAUCCGCCCGCUCUCCAACCCCAUCAAGUCCACCGGCCAUAUCCAGAUCCUCCGCGGCUCCCUCGCCCCAGGCGGCUCCGUCGGCAAGAUCACCGGCAAAGAAGGCCUCCGCUUCGAAGGCAAAGCCAAGGUCUACGACUGCGAAGACGACUUCAUCACCGCGCUCGAGCAGGGUGCCAUCAAGAAGGGCGAGAAGACCGUCGUCGUGAUCCGCUACGAGGGCCCCAAGGGCGCGCCCGGAAUGGUGGAGAUGCUGAAGCCCUCGUCAGCCAUCAUGGGUGCUGGCCUCGGGCAGGACGUGGCGCUCAUCACCGACGGCCGCUUCUCGGGCGGGUCGCACGGCUUCCUAAUUGGCCAUAUUGUACCAGAGGCGCAGGAGGGCGGGCCGAUUGGGCUUGUGAGGGACGGCGACAAGAUUGUGAUUGAUGCGGUGGAUAGGAAGUUGGAUUUGUUGGUGGAUGAGGAGGUGUUGGUGGAGAGGAGGAAGGAGUUUGUGCCGAAGCCGUUGAAGUAUACGAAGGGGACUUUAUACAAGUAUACCAAACAAGUCUCGGACGCCAGCCACGGAUGCAUCACGGACGCUUAG